GGCGCCUCGUCCGAGGCCAUGAGGUUCGAGCCCGGGCAGCGGCUGCAGUUCCGAGAGAAAGGCUCCGUGUGGAAGUGGGGCUUCGUCACCCACGUGAAGCCGCUGAAGGUCGACUUCGCGGCGCGCGAGGAGGUGCGCCUGACGCCAGCGUCGCCCGCGCUCGACGCUGCGGCGCAGAGGGCCAUCUCCUUCGCCGCGGGGCCCGCUGCCCUGGCGGCCGCUGCGCCCGCCGCGGCCGCCGCGAGGGCGCCGGCCGCGGCCGCGCGCGCCGUGCCGAACUGGGGCGGCCCCAAGGAGGGGCGGCGGACGCGAAGCCAGCGGCGCAGCAGGUGGAGAAGCCCGCGCCGACGGGGCCGGCGGUGACCGUGGUGCGGAAGGUCGCCCCGGCCCCCGCUGCCCCUGCGGCGGCCGCGACCUUGCCGCCGGGCGCGCCGAAGCCCGCCGGCAAGGUCGCGAAGGAGUUGGAGGCAGACCUUGACGACUUCUUCGGGGACAAGCCGAAGAGUUCUCCCCCGGCGGUCAAGCCAGGUGACCCUGCCGCGGCGCCGCCCGCCGCCAGCAACGGGCACGAACAGGUUGUCAAGACGCCCAAGGAGCCCGAGAAGCCAUCCGGACAGAUGGGCGUGGAGAACGACUUCGACUUCGACUUCUGACGGCGGGCUGCCCUGGCAGUCGUCUUCCCCGGCGUGC
This is a messenger RNA of Prorocentrum cordatum, 690 nucleotides long. The record is from the annotation of a GenBank genome assembly. Lineage: Eukaryota; Dinophyceae; Prorocentrales; Prorocentraceae.